This is a messenger RNA of Nannospalax galili (Upper Galilee mountains blind mole rat), 921 nucleotides long. RefSeq names its product olfactory receptor 8S1-like. The record is from RefSeq and is a predicted model, not a curated record. Lineage: Eukaryota; Metazoa; Chordata; Mammalia; Rodentia; Spalacidae. Gene Ontology annotation, molecular function: G protein-coupled receptor activity; olfactory receptor activity. The transcript has a single exon. Gene Ontology annotation, cellular component: membrane. The coding region runs from base 1 to 921 and encodes 306 amino acids. Gene Ontology annotation, biological process: G protein-coupled receptor signaling pathway.
AUGGGAAACUUCAGUGCUGUCUCUGAGUUCAUCCUCCUUGGACUGUCUGCUGAUGCCCAGGUCCAAGCUGUUCUCUUUGUGCUGUUCCUUGUGAUCUACCUCCUGACCCUGACAGGGAACUCUAUGAUGCUGCUAGUGGUGAUGGCCGAUGCUUGCCUCCAUUCACCUAUGUACUUCUUUCUGGGUCACCUCUCUUUCCUAGAUCUCUGCCAUUCGUCAGUGUCUGUACCCAAGAUGCUAGAAAAUUUCAUGUCAAAGACCAAAACAAUCCCUGUGGGGGGUUGUCUGGCCCAGGCCUUCUUUGUGUUUGCCACAGGGGGCACUGAGGCAUUACUUCUGGCAGUCAUGGCCUAUGACCGCUAUGCAGCCAUUUGCCACCCUCUGCUCUAUGGCCAGAUGAUGAACAAUCGGCUCUGUGAGGGACUCGUGUGGGGCUCGUGGGGCCUGGCCAUAGUGGAUGCACUCAUCAACACGCUCCCAGCUGUGAAUUUGGACUUCUGUGACCAUAGAACCGUACACCACUACAAUUGUGAGCUUCCAUCCCUCUUCCUUCUAUCCUGCUCUGACGUCUCCACCAACAUUACUGUCUUGACCUGGUCUUUUGUUAUACAUGCCUUUGGCACCUUUCUCCUGGUCUUUUCUUCCUAUGGUUGUAUUGUCUCUACCAUCCUGAGCAUCAGCUCCACCACUGGCAGAAGCAAGGCCUUCUCCACCUGUUCCUCGCAUCUCACUGUUGUGAUCUUGUAUUUUGGCUCAUCCUGCCUACGCUAUCUCCUGCCAGCCUCUGGUUCUCCCUGGGAGUUAAUCUUUUCUUUGCAGUAUAGUGUCAUCACCCCCAUGCUGAAUCCUCUCAUCUAUAGCCUGAAGAACAAGGAAGUAAAGGCAGCUAUGAAGAAAAUGUUUGGAAAAUACUGCCAGUGA